Molecule: messenger RNA, 516 nt
Organism: Limulus polyphemus (Atlantic horseshoe crab)
Lineage: Eukaryota; Metazoa; Arthropoda; Merostomata; Xiphosura; Limulidae
Product: techylectin-5A-like
Exons: 3
Source: RefSeq, a predicted model, not a curated record
UUCACUUUAGAAACCGUACUAACGUUGAACUGAUCAGAAAAACCAUGAAUAGCUCAAGAGAUAGAAAGGUUCUGUUUAAAGUGAUCUGUUUAGGGUUAACUGGAAUGUUUCUAACAAUCUCUGUGACAGGAGAAAAGUGUGACGUUUCACCUUAUGACUUGAACGACAUGUUAGAUGCUUUACCUACAACAGUGUGGGGAAUGGUGAACCUGGUUAAAGAAAAGUUGAAAGGAACACUUCCGCUACCCGAAAGCAAGAGAUGCAUCAACGAAACAAUGUUUACAGACUGUGCAGAUUUAAGGCGUAGAGGCUAUGUUGAGAGUAACCGGGUAUACUCAAUCUGGCCACGGUUCUUCAACGAACCAGUUAAUGUUGUAUGUGACAUGGACACAGAAGGUGGUGGGUGGACGAUAAUCCAACGCCGCGGAUACUAUAACGAGAAACCUCAGGAUUUCAAUCAAUCUUGGUAUCAGUACAGCGUGGGCUUUGGAUCACUGAACGAAGAUUUUUGGCUUG